This is a messenger RNA of Puccinia graminis f. sp. tritici CRL 75-36-700-3, 2419 nucleotides long. RefSeq lists its product as uncharacterized. Gene Ontology annotation, molecular function: oligopeptide transmembrane transporter activity. The record is from RefSeq and is a predicted model, not a curated record. Gene Ontology annotation, biological process: transmembrane transport. NCBI's taxonomy places the organism in Eukaryota, Fungi, Basidiomycota, Pucciniomycetes, Pucciniales, Pucciniaceae. The transcript is spliced from 16 exons. Bases 107 to 2419 code for a protein of 770 amino acids.
AUCAUUUCCAGCUCAACAUAUUCGUUUGAUAUAGCGGUGGCCUGCAGUUGUCGACAUUUUACCAUUUUCCUUUGAUAGAAAGCGAAAGUAAUAUCUCCUUGCACCGAUGGCCUCCGUCUAUCCGGAAGACAACCAGCCCGUAGACGUGUUCCGGCCAUCACCAUCUGUCGUCGAUGGCCCUCAUCAAAACCCCAUUAUCUCAGCAGGCCCCUCUCCAUCCAGCUUGGAUGACAAAACAAUAAAGAUUGUUGGAGGUUCCUUGGAAAGUCCACUCAUGGAAAUUCAAGAGAAGAGUGAUCCUUUACAUUUGAGCGAUCAGUCGCUUAGUAAAUCGCUUCAAGAUCUGAAUUUGUCCCCAGUUCUUCCACCACAAGGCUUGGAAACAAAUAUUAAGACGAACUCACCUAUUCCAGACAACGAUGUAGAAAUCAUACCGUUACAUGAUGAUCCUGGGUGCCCAAUCGUAACUUUGAGGUCCGUUUUGGUCGGAGUAUUUCUUUCAGCUUUAGGAGCUUCAGUUACGCAGCUUUUCUACUUUAAGCCCGUUCAUAUGCAGAUAAAACUUCCUUUUCUUCAAAUAGCAGCGUUUAUCAUUGGCCGAAGUUGCGAAUUGAUACCUGGCCCACAAUGGUGGAAUCCAGGAGCUUUCAGUCUGAAAGAGACAGGUUUUGCCGCGCUGAUGGCAGCUGCAGCUGGCGUGGCUACAGUUCCAGCGGAGAUGAUUGCAGUGUACGAGCUCUACUUCGGCCAGGUCAUCGACUUCGGCGUUGCUCUCGGGAUCUUAGUCGGCGCACAGCUCCUCGCAUAUGGAUGGGCCGGCUUACUGCAGCCUAUUCUGAUUUACCCUUCUCGUGCCGUUUAUCCUGAAGCGCUUCCCAGUGUGUCUCUCUUGAACUCCCUUUUUAAGGUGGGAUCCAAAUCCGAUGACCAAGUCCAAUUUUUCAAAAAGGCUUUCUUAGCGAUUGGAGUUUACGAGAUCCUACCAACAUAUGUUGCUCCAGCGUUCCAGGCCAUCAACCUCUUUUGUUUGACUUUACCAAAAAAUCAACUCAUAACCAAUAUCUUUGGUGGUGCUCGACCAUUUGAAGGCAUGGGUCUUUUCAGCAUUUCAUUAGAUUGGUCCAUGGCAGGGGGGCGAGGCCCACUUUUCAUGCCUCUCAGUACCCAGAUUCAUGAAAUACUGGCUUUGGUGAUUUCCAUCUUUGCCUUCUUUUUGGUUUAUUCAAAAUCAUGGCAUGGUGCUGGUCUCAAUCAAAAUUUCCCCUUCCUGUCUGCCAGUCUUCUUACUUCAGACGGGAAGCCGUAUCCAUAUCGGCAGGCGAUCAAUACCGACGGUACAGCCAAUGAACAGUUCAUACAAACAGCGGGCCUUCCAUUUUUUACCGCAACAUUCUACUUGAUCCAGAUUCUUACUUCAGUUUAUUUGACAAGUUCGCUUUCACAUGCUGUCUUAAACAAUUACCACCUCAUUGGGCCACUAUUGAAGAGGAUGAAGAGUCCGGAAGAGAUUGACCCUCACCGCGUGGUAUGCCAUAAAUAUAGGGACUUCCCCAUCUGGGGUUUUGGGGUUAUGGUGAUUGUCUCAUUCGCCUUGACUUUUGGGAUGUCCUCGGCUAGUCCCUUGGGAAUAUCAUUUGUUGGCUUACUGGUUGCUUUGAUAGUUUCUUUCUUGAUGACAUUAGCGGGUGGUUUUAUCAGUGCAGUCACCGGUUUCCAAGUAAGGCUCACAUCUGGAAUUCAAAUGCUUGGGGGUCUUAUGUUUCCAGGCCGUGUAUUUCAAAACAUUUGGUUCACAGCGUACGGUGCGGGAAGUGCCAUGCAGGCCAUGAGUAUCCUCCGAGAUCUAAAGUUUGGGCAAUAUGUCCACCUGCCACAAUAUAUUGUGGUUUAUUCCCAAUCAAUUGGUGGAGGAGUCGGUGCAUUGGCUACUGUUAUUGUCAUGAAAGCAAUCCUAAAGAACGAGCGUGAUGUACUGAUCUCCGCUCACGGCAAUGGCGUGUUCUCUGGAGCUGAAACUGCUGCUUCUCAAGCUCGCGCUAUCAGCUGGGGCAUAUUUUCCAGGAGACUGUUCCUCUUUGGCCAAAAAUAUUUCAAUCUGUUCAACGUGCCGCUACUCCUUGGAAUCACGACUGGUCUCUAUAACUUGGCCUCCGCAGGAGAACCUAUGCGUAUCAUCAUAGGACUGAUGUCACAAUUCUGGGCGCGGAAAUAUCGAACACGAUGGUUCCGCAAAUACAACUACAUUUUAUCAGCUGCUCUCGACGGGGGAACGGAACUGGUAGUCUUUUUCUUGGCCAUAGUCUUUCAAGGAGGUGAUGGUCACAGAAUCAAUUUUCCUACGUAUUUCCUCAACCCGCCUUCAUCUACUCCCAGAGAUUACUGCUUUAUGGCUCCUGAUGCCCGUGCGGCCGAGUCCUAA